UUUACCGCGCGGACCCGGCGGGCUGUAGCGGGUGCAGGCGGGAGCUUGCUACGGGCUAGAGGUGCGGACAGCGGGAGUUCGUGGCUGGGGCGCGGUGUGGCGGGGCGCAGGUCGGAGCGCGCGCCGGCCUGUUGCAGCUCCGGGAGCAAGUGCUGGUGGACGGGGACAGCUUGCUUGGCUCCUCCGUCGCCCGCAGCCGCGCUCCAUGCUCCGGGCCCCAGCCCCGCCGCUGAAGGCGCCCGGCCUCAGGCACGGCGCGCCCCGGGCGUCGUAGUGCUGCCCUGCCUGGCUCCCGGCGCCGCGCGGGGUGUCAAUGGAUCGCCACUCCAGCUACAUCUUCAUCUGGCUGCAGCUGGAGCUCUGCGCCAUGGCCAUACUGCUCACGAAAGGAGAAAUCCGAUGCUACUGUGACGCUGCUCACUGUGUGGCAACCGGUUACAUGUGUAAAUCUGAGCUCAGUGCCUGCUUCUCCAGACUUCUCGAUCCUCAGAACACCAAUUCCCCACUCACCCAUGGCUGCCUGGACUCUCUUGUAAGCACAGCAGACAUUUGCCAAGCCAAACAGGCCCAAAACCACUCUGGUCCCACCAUGCUCAUGUUAGAAUGCUGUCAUGAAGACAUGUGCAAUUACCGAGGACUGCACGACGUGCUUUCUCCUCCCAAGAGCGAAGCCUCAGGACAAGGAAACAGGUAUCAGCAUGAUGGUAGCAGAAACCUCAUCACCAAGGUGCAGGAGCUGACUUCCUCCAAAGAGCUCUGGUUCCGGGCGGCUGUGAUUGCAGUUCCCAUUGCGGGAGGGCUGAUUUUAGUGCUGCUCAUCAUGUUAGCCUUGCGGAUGCUCCGAAGUGAGAACAAGAGAUUGCAGGAUCAGCGACAGCAGAUGCUCUCUCGUUUGCACUAUAGCUUUCACGGACACCAUUCUAAGAAGGGGCAGGUGGCAAAGUUGGACUUGGAGUGCAUGGUGCCCGUCAGUGGGCAGGAGAACUGCUGUCUGACCUGUGACAAAAUGAGACAAGCAGACCUCAGCAAUGAAAAGAUCCUCUCCCUCGUGCACUGGGGCAUGUACAGUGGUCACGGGAAGCUAGAAUUUGUAUGACAGAUGUAUCCGAACUAGAAACUUCUUGAACCUUUGAAGGCCUUCUGAGUUCUGCUGGACUGGAGCACUUUAUCUGGGGACAACACUAUUCACUUAAUCAUCUUGGUCAGACAGAAUGACCUCUGCAAAGAGAACCUUGGAUAUUUCUUCUGAAGGAUUAUUUGCACAGACUUGAAUACAGUCAAAUGUAUUAUUUGCUUUGAAAUUAGAAGCAGCAAAGAGGACUGUACACACUGUUACCAGGUCGUUUGCAUCCCAGGGAGCCAGAAUUGAGUACCUAAAUAAACAAAAUGUGCUCUGUGUAAGCUCCUACAUCUUGAUUUAUUGUAAAGAUUUUAAAUAUAUAUAUAUAUUUUUGUCUGAAA
Molecule: messenger RNA, 1461 nt
Organism: Nannospalax galili (Upper Galilee mountains blind mole rat)
Lineage: Eukaryota; Metazoa; Chordata; Mammalia; Rodentia; Spalacidae
Gene: Bambi
Product: BMP and activin membrane bound inhibitor
Exons: 3
Coding region: 314-1096 (260 amino acids)
Biological process (GO): positive regulation of canonical Wnt signaling pathway; negative regulation of transforming growth factor beta receptor signaling pathway; transforming growth factor beta receptor signaling pathway
Molecular function (GO): frizzled binding
Source: RefSeq, a predicted model, not a curated record